Schistosoma spindalis is the source of this 213-nucleotide messenger RNA. NCBI's taxonomy places the organism in Eukaryota, Metazoa, Platyhelminthes, Trematoda, Strigeidida, Schistosomatidae. The record is from the annotation of a GenBank genome assembly.
AUGGAAAUUUUUGAUACUUUUUUUUUUCUCAUAUCAUUGACAAAUCAAGUAAUCUCCUAUAGAGAUCAAUUAUCGUUUGUUUUCUACAGUAAUCUACAACCAUGUUGGUCUAUACAGGCUACUUACAUUACUAGUACUAGUACUACUAGUACUACUACUACUACUACUACUACUACUACUACUACAGCUGUUGCUGCUGCCACUACUAUGUAG